Molecule: messenger RNA, 3859 nt
Organism: Vespula pensylvanica (western yellowjacket)
Lineage: Eukaryota; Metazoa; Arthropoda; Insecta; Hymenoptera; Vespidae
Gene: ValRS
Product: valine--tRNA ligase
Exons: 18
Coding region: 370-3825 (1151 amino acids)
Biological process (GO): valyl-tRNA aminoacylation
Cellular component (GO): cytosol
Molecular function (GO): valine-tRNA ligase activity; aminoacyl-tRNA deacylase activity; ATP binding
Source: RefSeq, a predicted model, not a curated record
AUCCUCAUUAUGGCUGUUCAUCGCCUCUGGUUUUAUAAUGGUUUACGGCAGCUAUAAGAACAGGCGUAAUUUUUGAUAGAUUUUGAUAAACAAGGUCUCAUUUUAAAGACGAAGCUUUAAUUUAGGACCCCGCUUUGUAGUUUAUAUUUUGUCCAUACUUGUCGCUGAAGUCACACACGCUUCGAGUGAAAGGUGAUGAACAGCCUUAUACAUAGAUCGAAUAUUCAUCUGAUGCUUUUGAUGGAAAAUUGUAGAUAAGUUGCAUGUGAAAGCACAUGGUUAAUUUUGUUAUUUGUGAAACAGUAUUAUCAGCUUAGUUAGCUUAGUUAGCCGGCAGAAAUUGAAAUUAGGAUAAUUAUUGACACAAAAAUGGUCGAUGCACAGAUAGAAUCGAAUAACGAUGAAAAUGUGCCUGAAAAAACUGCUAGGCAAUUGCAAAAGGAAGCUAAGAAAAUGGCAAAACUGGAAAAGUUUAAACAGAAACAAGAAAAAAAAGAAACUGGCAAGCCGGUUAAAGUGAAAGAAACAACAGAGAAAAUUGAUAAGAAAAAGGAUAGUAAGGAUACUACCUUAUAUACUGUAAACACACCAGUAGGAGAAAAGAAAGAUGUUACUGGUGCAAUGCCUGAUACUUAUAGUCCACAAUAUGUAGAGGCUGCUUGGUAUGCCUGGUGGGAAAAACAAGGAUUUUUUAAACCUGAAUAUGGGAGGAAAAGUGUAUUGGAAACGAAUCCUAAAGGAAAGUUUGUAAUGGUAAUACCACCGCCAAAUGUAACUGGUUUUCUUCAUCUUGGUCAUGCCUUAACUAAUGCUAUCGAAGAUGCUAUUACAAGAUGGAACCGUAUGAAAGGAUGUACUACUCUUUGGAAUCCAGGUUGUGAUCAUGCGGGUAUUGCAACUCAAGUAGUUGUAGAAAAGAAACUUUGGAGAGAAGAGCAAAAAACUAGGCAUGAUAUAGGCAGAGACAAAUUUAUUGAAAAAGUAUGGCAAUGGAAAUAUGAAAAAGGGGAUAGAAUUUAUACACAAUUACGAAAAUUAGGUGGUUCCUUUGAUUGGGAUCGUGCUUCUUUUACUAUGGAUCCGAAAUUAUGUCGUGCUGUAACUGAAGCAUUUAUAAGACUUCAUGAUGAUGGCACAAUUUAUAGAAAUAGUCGUCUUGUCAACUGGUCGUGUAGUUUGAAAAGUGCAAUAUCAGAUAUUGAAGUUGAUAAAAUGGAAUUGACUGGUCGCACUUUGUUAUCUAUUCCUGGUUAUAAAGAAAAAAUUGAAUUUGGUAUAUUAGUAUUCUUUGCAUAUGAAAUUGAAAACUCUACAGAUAAAAUAAUUAUAGCAACAACUCGUAUUGAAACAAUGUUAGGAGAUAGUGCAAUUGCGGUACACCCAAAAGAUACACGAUAUAUUCAAUAUAUUGGAAAAUAUGUACAGCAUCCUUUCUGUGAAAGAAGAAUACCUAUUAUUGCAGAUGAAUUUGUUGAAAUGGAGUUUGGUACUGGAGCUGUAAAGAUUACACCAGCUCAUGAUCCAAAUGACUAUGAAGUUGGGAAAAGGCACAAUCUUCCAUUUAUUACUAUCUUUGAUGACAAUGGAAAUAUUAUCGGCGAUUGUGGAAAAUUCACGGGAAUGAAAAGAUUUGAAGCUAGGAAGGCAAUUAUACAAAAUUUAAAGGAAAAAAAUUUGUUCAUUGAAAUCAAAGAUAAUCCAAUGAUAGUGCCAAUAUGUAGUCGAUCCAAAGAUGUAGUUGAGCCUCUCAUAAAACCACAGUGGUAUAUUAAAUGUGAUGAAAUGGCCAAGACAGCUAUGAAAGCAGUAAAAGAUGGUGAUUUAAAGAUUAUUCCAGAACAAUAUAAAAAAACAUGGUAUCGCUGGAUGGAUGGUAUCAAAGAUUGGUGUAUUUCGCGACAAUUGUGGUGGGGCCAUCGUAUUCCUGCUUAUCUUAUUAAAAAUAUAAAUAAUACUAUAAAUGAAGAAAAGACAGAUGAUACAUAUUGGGUUAGUGCUCACUCUGAAAACGAGGCUAAAGAAAAAGCAGCUAAAAAAUAUGGUCUAGAUAUUAAUGACAUUAUUCUUGAACAAGAUCCUGAUGUUCUAGAUACUUGGUUCUCUUCUGGCCUGUUUCCAUUUUCUAUAUUUGGAUGGCCUGAUAAUACAGAAGAUCUGAAAGCUUUUUAUCCAGGUACAUUACUAGAAACUGGACAUGAUAUAUUAUUCUUUUGGGUUGCAAGAAUGGUAUUUCUAGGGCAAAAAUUGUUAGGAAGACUACCUUUCAAGGAAGUAUAUUUACAUGCUAUGGUAAGAGAUGCUCAUGGAAGAAAAAUGAGCAAAUCUCUAGGUAAUGUAAUUGAUCCAAUGGAUGUUAUCAAGGGAAUAUCUUUGGAGAAUCUUCAUAAGCAACUCUUAGAUUCAAAUAUAGAUUCAAAUGAACUUAAACGAGCCAUUGAAGGACAAAAACGGGAUUAUCCACAAGGCAUACCUGAAUGUGGAACCGAUGCUUUACGAUUUGCUCUUUGUGCUUAUACUACACAAGGUCGUGAUAUCAAUCUAGAUAUUCUUCGCGUCCAAGGUUAUAGAUUCUUCUGCAAUAAAAUUUGGAAUGCUACUAAAUUUGCAUUGAUGUACUUAAGUUCUGAAUUAAAUUAUGACGAAUCUCAAUCGAAUGGAAUUGGUAUGAUUGGUGAUUACAAAUGGUACCAAUCAACUUUAAAGGAAACAUGCAUACAAGAUGCAUUAAAUAAUUAUUUAGAAAAUUACCCUUAUCUUGAUGGAUAUACACCAUCUCAAGCUGAUGUUAAAAUUUAUAAUAUUUUGAAUUCUCUGGAUGUUCAGUUUUCAAAUUAUCCUCAUUUAUAUCGUUGGUAUAAUCACAUGGAAACCUUCAAUGAACAUGAAAAAUCUAUUUUUCGCAUAGAACAAAAUACAAUGCUACCACAAUGUGCAUGUAAAGAUCAUAAGAAUAACAAUAAUUCUCAAUUAACAGGUAAAGAAACAAAUGUAGAUUUAUGGAUGCUCUCAAGAGUAAGUUAUACAGUUGAGACCUGUAAUGAAGCUAUGACACAAUAUGAUUUUACAACAGCAACAACUGCAUGUUAUAACAUGUGGUUGUACGAUUUGUGUGAUGUUUACUUGGAAUACCUCAAACCAAUAUUUCAAAGUAGUAGUAAUAAUAAUGAAACUAAAUUGCAAGCAAGAAAAGUGUUAUUCAAAACUUUUGAUGUUGGAUUAAGACUAUUACAUCCUUUUAUGCCAUUUAUAACUGAAGAACUUUAUCAACGUUUGCCUUGUAAAAAACAAACUUAUCCAAGCAUAUGCAUUAGUCCUUAUCCUGAUGUUAUAGAGUGUCCAUGGAGAAAUUGUGAAAUAGAAAAAGACAUUGAUUUUGCGCAAAAAGUAAUAAAAAAUAUUAGAUCAGCAAGGGCGACUUAUAAUCUACCAAAUAAACUAAAAACUGAAGGAUAUAUCAAAUGUGAUGAUCAUGCAUUAAUAAAUAGGAUUGUAAAAUAUCAAAGCUUAAUAGAAACUUUGGCUUAUUCCACAAUUAGCUUAGAGAAACCUCCUUUGGGAUGUGCUAUUGUUACAAUAACGGACAAACUUCAAAUACACCUAUUGCUAAAGGGUUUAAUUGAUCCAAAAAAAGAGUUAGAAAAACUUAAAAAGAAAGAAGUACAAUUAACAGAAAUUGUACAAAAUAUUAAACAAGCUAUGUCUGUUACUGAUUAUCAUAUUAAAGUACCUCUUGAUGUACAAAAGAGUAAUGAAGAAAAAAUGAGUAAUAGUGAAGGAGAAUUACAAAGAAUAGUUGAUGCAAUAACAGCUGUACUAACUAUCUAAUAUUUGUAUACGAUAUUAUAGCUUUUAGAAUUUA